Uranotaenia lowii is the source of this 1955-nucleotide messenger RNA. Its product is annotated as SET domain-containing protein SmydA-8-like. The coding region runs from base 267 to 1862 and encodes 531 amino acids. The transcript has 5 exons. Lineage: Eukaryota; Metazoa; Arthropoda; Insecta; Diptera; Culicidae. The record is from RefSeq and is a predicted model, not a curated record. Gene Ontology annotation, molecular function: protein binding.
GUGUGAUCGCUCAAACGACUUCCGUCAAGCUCACCUGAUUGAUCCUGCACCCAAAGAAGAGUCCCACCUGGCGAAGUGAUGUUUGUGACGAGAGACUUGGAUGGGAAAACAAAGGUUAAUCUUCCGGCUCAGCAUGAUCGACUCAGAAUGACCAACCACCCCAUCUGUUCGAAGCAAAACGUUCAAAAUGUAGCGAAAAAUCCUUCCAAAUUGGUUUGUCAUUAACGCCGUGCUGUGUAAGGUCCAAGAAAGUUUCAAUAAGAAAAAUGCCAGGAAAUGCAAGAAAAAAGCAACAACGAAAAAAUAAAAACCGAAGCCAUCAGAAGGCUGCCGGUGAGCACGAGGACGAAAAUGAUGAAAAUGCAGGGAAAAACUCUGUCUCGGAAGCUACGGUUGCGGAAAAUGACAACAACAGCAACAAACCGUAUUCGAUUAAACAGUCCGAAUUGGUUGGCAGGUAUUUGGUGGCCUCCCGGAAGUUAAAAGCUGGGGAAAAAAUCAUCGAAGUUGCACCGUUAGCGAUUGGUCCUUGGGCUGAAAGUGAUCCCAUCUGCCUUGGGUGUCACAGACUGUUCGAAAAAGGCAGUAAAAUUUUGCGAUGCGUUGAUUGUAAUUGGCGAAUUUGCAGCGAAAAUUGCCAAGAUCUUGCUGUCCAUAGGAAUCAAGAAUGCAUUCCACUCAAGGAGCAUAACGUGGCUGAGCUGCUGAAAACCGCCACUCCUCUCGAAUCUAAGUUUAUGUACGAAGCCAUUUUCGCUUUACGUUGUUUGCUGCUGAAAAAGACUGAUAGUGAAAAAUUUAAUCUUCUAUUGAAGAUGGACUCCCUCAACGAUCUUCGUCGAACGAGAACACUUCUGUGGACGCGCAAUCAGAGAGAGAUAGUGGAGCGGAUUCGGAAUCAGUGGAAAUUUGAUGAAUUCUCCGAAGAAGAAAUUCACACUGUUUGUGGAAUAAUCGAGGUGAACAGCUUUCAAAUAGGACAGCACGAUGUCCACACUAGAGCGCUCUAUCCGGAAGCGUUCUAUUUAAUGCACGAUUGCACACCAAACACGACUCAUACGGACGAUCCAAUCAGCCACGUUCUUACUAUCAGACUGACGAAAGACCUUAUGGAAGGAGAAACAAUUACUUUAUCGUAUGCCUAUACUCUACAAGGAACUUUGAAACGUAGACAACAUCUUUUUGACUGCAAAUUCUUCUGGUGCCAGUGUAAGAGAUGUUCGGACCCCACAGAAUUUGGAACCAACUGCAGUUCAUUGAAGUGCUCCAAAUGUUCAAAAGGUCUCGUGAUCUCCACGAAUCCAUUGGAUCAAGAUGCUUCCUGGAAAUGUAACCACUGUUCGCACGAAAUAUCUGCAACAGUAAUCGUUCAACUUCUUGAUCGUUUAUUCGCGGAGCUUGACGGCAUAGAUGCUAACAGCAUCGAAUUGUAUGAACAAUUCAUUAGUAAAUAUCGCUCGACGCUUCACGAGAACCACUACCUUAUUCUUUCGGCUGAACACUCGUUAUGUUCGCUUUACGGCAAAAUAGAUGGCUAUCUCAUGUCGGAUUUGACGAUCGAACAAAUCAAACGAAAGGAAACUAUUUGUCGACAUUUGCUAGCGCUGGUAGAGGAUAUCGAACCAGGGCUGAGUCGUUUGAGGGGAGUGAUCAUGUAUGAACUUCAUGCUCCCAUCAUGAUAGAAGCUAAGUACAGAUUCGAAACCAAACAGCUGAAUAUGAGUCAAGUGAAGCGGAGCCUGGAUGAGGCCCUGAAAUUGCUUAAACUUAGCGCUAGAAUUUUGUCGUUCGAGCCUCCGGGGUCACCGGAACAUGAAAUGGCCUUAGCCGCAAGUGAUGCAGUUUCGAAAAUGCAGAGUUAAGAUAUUUUGAACAGUUAUAUUUUUGUAUUUUAAGACCUAUUCGACGUACUUGGAAAAUAAAUGUGAUAAACAAUUACAAUUUCGGCGAUCUAA